Menidia menidia (Atlantic silverside) is the source of this 3750-nucleotide messenger RNA. Lineage: Eukaryota; Metazoa; Chordata; Actinopteri; Atheriniformes; Atherinopsidae. The record is from the annotation of a GenBank genome assembly.
UUGGGGCUUGGGCGAUUUCAAAGCAGUGCCACAGGCAUACCAUACAAGAUCCAUGGAAUAAAACCAGGCCUGACCAACAUGUCCGGGGUAUCAGACGGAAAAAAGAAGUGGGCGGCAGUCAGGGGCUGCCUGGGUUCUUCUCAGGACUCGGACACCCAGCAGGAAGCCAACCUGGAGAGCGCCGACCCGGAGCUGUGCAUCAGGCUGCUGCAGGUCCCCACCGUGGUCAACUACUCCGGCCUGAAGCGCCGCCUGGAGGGCAGCGACCAGACAUGGAUGGUCCAGUUCUUGGAGCUGAGCGGGCUGGACCUCCUGCUGGAGGCCCUGGACCGGCUCUCGGGGCGGGGGUGCUCCCGCAUUGCCGACGCCCUCCUGCAGCUCACGUGUGUCAACUGCGUCCGCGCGGUCAUGAACUCCUCAGCGGGGAUCCACUUCAUCAUAGAGAAUGAGGGAUACAUCCGGAAGCUCUCACAAGCUUUGGACACCUCCAACAUUAUGGUGAAGAAGCAGGGAGUGAAGACCCAGCAGUACCGCUUCAGCGUGGUCAUGAACGAGCUGCAGGCCACAGACAACGUGCCCUACAUGGUCACCGUCCUCAGCGUCAUCAACGCUCUCAUCUUUGGCGUGGAUGACCUGAGGCAGAGAGAUAAGAUGAGGAAGGAGUUUAUCGGCCUCCAGUUACUUGACAUUCUCCCAAAGUUAAGGGAGCAGGAGGAUGAAGACUUGAUUAUUCAAUGUGAAGCCUUUGAAGACGCAAUGGCUGAGGAUGACGAAGAGAUUCUGCGAGUAUAUGGCGGCAUUGAUAUGAGCAAUCACUCUGAGGUUUUCACCGCCCUCUUCAACAAGGUGGAGACUGACGUGAGCAGCUCUCCAGCGUCUCUUCAGCUGCUGUCCAUCCUGCAGGCAAUGUUGGAGCUGGGACCAGCUCGCACUGAAAUCUGGCUGGCUCUUGAAGCCAUCACUAGCAGAGCCACCCUGCUCGCCCAGGACUCCCAGAUGGAGUCCUGUGAGAAAAUCAUGCAGCGGCUGCUGUUUUUUAAAGGGAGACGCCGUGAGAGCCGUCAUGAGGUGGACGGGUCUGUAGUUUUGGUUCACAAGGCUGUGCAAACUGACCAGGAGCACCAGGUUGUGGACAAAGUCCCAGCGUCCAGUCAGAAGUCACUGGGUGCUUCCCCUCCUCCUCCUCCUCCGCCUCCUCCACCCUUACCACCACCUCUGCCAUUACCCGGAGGCUUUGGUGGUCCACCUCCUCCACCACCUCCUCCUCCACCUCCUCCAUUACCUGGAAUUCCUCCAUUACCGCCCUCAGGUCAAGGCAUGUGUCCUCCUCCCCCUCCGCCACCCUUACCAGGAAUGCAGGGCGGACCGCCGCCCCCUCCUCCCUUACCCGGCAUGCCCCCGCCCCCGCCGCCCCCCCCGGGCAUGACGGCGUCUCAGAGUUGCCACGUCUUGGGGUGCAGCGCGCCCACAAAGACGGAUCGAUGCCCCACUCUGAAGAUGAAAAAGCUCAACUGGCAGAAACUCCGCGCCGUUACGGAUGGUCCCUCCAUGUGGGCCUCUGUACAGAAAGAGCCGCCUCCUCACCAGCCCGACUACAACAGCAUCGAGCAGCUGUUCUGUUUCCCAGUGGCCAAACCCAAAGACAAGGAAGCAGCUGCUCCUGUCAAGAAGGAGCCUAAAGAGAUAACGUUCAUUGACCCAAAGAAAAACCUGAAUAUGAACAUAUUUCUGAAGCAGUUCAAAUGCACAAAUGAGGACUUUGUAGCUAUGAUCCAGAGCGGAGACCGGACCAGAUUUGACGUAGAAUCGUUAAAACAGCUACUUAAGAUUCUUCCAGAGAGGCACGAGAUUGAGAAUCUGAAGUCUUUCCAAGGAGAAAGAGACAAGCUGGCAAACGUGGACCGCUUCUACACCUCCCUCCUCACUGUGCCGUGUUAUCAGCUGAGGAUUGAGUGCAUGUUGCUGUGCGAGGAGACCGCAUCAACAUUAGAGAUGCUCAAGCCUAAAGUCAAGCUCGUGGAGGAGGCCUGCCAAAAUCUCAGAUUGAGUACGCUCAUGCCCAGUUUCUGCAGGCUCAUCCUUGAUGUGGGAAACUUUCUCAAUUAUGGAAGUCACACAGGGAAUGCUGAGGGCUUCAAAAUUAGCUCUCUGCUCAAGCUCACAGAGACCAAGGCCAACAAGAGCCGCAUCACGCUGCUUCAUCACAUCCUGGAGGAAGCGGAGGCAAACCACCCCGAGCUGUUGGAUCUGCCAGAGGAAAUAGAGAUAUGUCAAAAAGCAGCGGGAGUCAGUCUGAAUUCUAUCCAAUCAGAAAGUGGUGUUUUACUUAAACAACUGAAUGAGGCGGCCAAGAAAAUCUCCAACUCUGUGGACGAGGUGAAAGAGCAAUAUGUAAAAGUUAUUGAGGAAAAUCUGGAGGCAUGUCAAGCUCUAAAUGAACGAUUUGUUGAUAUCGAGCAGAAGAGACUUGACCUGGCUGUCUACUUUUGUGAAGAUGCCCAUAAUCUGUCCCUUGAGGAGCUCUUCGGAACCAUCAGAACUUUUCGAGAACUUUUCAUCAAAGCAUUGAAGGAGAACAAAAUGAGGAAAGAGCAAGCAGCCAAAGCUGAGAAAAGGAAAAAGCAGCUGGCAGAGGAGGAGUCCAAGAGACGGAAAGGAGAAAAUGGAAAAAUAAUUAAAAAGAGCACUGUGCCACAGAACGAUGGUUGCAUCAUCGAUCACCUCCUGGCCGAUAUCAGGAAAGGCUUCAGCUUAAGAAAGACCCGGCCCAGGUGCGAUUCGGAAAGCCUCCCUUCUAGUGAAAUGCAUAGAGAUCCCCUCCCACCUGGGUCAAGUGUGACAUCUGUAGGAGGAGGGGCCGUAGAAGCAGCCAGCUCCUCCACUCCCACCAAACCUCGAGCAGAGGCUCCCCACGGCCUCGCAGGGGAAGUGAACGGCAUCCCCAGCCUGUCGGGAGAGUCUGCCCCGGCACCUAAAGCCGGGGCAGACCAGGGCGGGGAGGAAGCUCCACCUCCUGGAAUUACUCCAGCAGAGCCCACUUCAACACCCCUGGAGAGGCCUGCGUCGCUACAAGAGGGUCAACUCCUGAAGCAACAUGCAACCUUAAAGCAAGACGACGCCCCACUGCCACAUCCCACCAACGGUUUCUCCCCAGAUUCAGCCGAGACGAGCGUCUUCAGCCCGUCCUCCCUCUCAGACUCGGACCUGCUGGAGGCCGCUUUGGCACCAGAGAAUCCGACGGACAUCGACGUGCACGUCCACGUCAGAGAAAGCUCCUCAGCCAGUUUAGACGUCGACAUGAAACUGAGCAGUGACGGCAGUGCAGUGGGAGAUGAGGGCAGUGAAGGCAGCCAUUUGCAACAGCCAGUGGACCCGAAGGUGGGUGGAGAGGAGGGGGGACAAGACGAGGGGACUUGUCGGAGACAUUCAGAUCCUAAAAUGGGUGCGACCGCCCUCGGUGAGGUCAACAGCGGGUUUGACGUCCCAGAUGGUCUGAAGCCGGAAGACCCCCCAUCAGUCCCCGAAGUGGUUCCCCUCUCCCCUAAACCUGAACCAAAGAAACAGCUGAAGCUGUUUAAGCGAAACAAAAAGAAGAGUAAUCCAGGUAAUCUAUCCCCUCACUCAAAUAAAGAUCAUGUUUGGAAUGCUAGUCUCUUCAUGCGUUUUAAAGAGAAAUCCUUAUUUAUUUUGCUGAUAUUGCAUUUUAUAGUCUAUUUUAUAUGCAUGGGGUAUUUUAGGGUAUAUUUUUAA